This is a messenger RNA of Musa acuminata subsp. malaccensis (wild Malaysian banana), 2310 nucleotides long. RefSeq names its product bZIP transcription factor 39. Gene Ontology annotation, biological process: regulation of DNA-templated transcription. The record is from RefSeq and is a predicted model, not a curated record. Gene Ontology annotation, molecular function: DNA-binding transcription factor activity. Lineage: Eukaryota; Viridiplantae; Streptophyta; Magnoliopsida; Zingiberales; Musaceae.
CCAAUUGGCCCACUGGGCGUCAACGGCGAGACCCGACUCCGCACCCGACGCUUAAGUGGAAGCCAUCCUCGUCGUUUCCGCGAGGCCAAACCCCUCCCUGAUCCGUUCCAAUGGCGGAUCCGCCUCCCUCCUCGUCGCUCCUCCUCGAUCCCCCCUUCGCCGACCUCUUCCCGGACAACCUCUCCCUCCCCUCCGACGAUCUGCGCGACCUCGACUUGGAUUUCGACUUCGACGACUUUUCCGUUGACGACUUCCUCUGCUCACCGGAGGAGCCUCACCACCACGCCUCCUCCCACCCUUCCGCCGCCGACGGAUCCGCUGUGUCCUCCUCCUCCUCCCUCAACCAGGAUCCCCCGCACCUCGCCGCUCGCCCCUGCUCCCCCGAAUCCGGCGACUCCUCUGCCUCCGGCGUCUUCGUCGCUGACCGUGGAGUCAAGGAGGAGAGGGAGAAGGCCGGAUGGGGCCUGAAGAGGAAGAUGGAGACGGACGACGAUGGGUUAUCUGACGGCCACGCCGAUCUUAACCUUAAUAACCCUGGAUCUAACCCUAGGAGCAGCAAAUUUCGGCGAUCAGAGGAGGCGAGCUCGCCCCCCGACGUUGGAUCGGGGGGUGAGGUGGUGGAGGAGAAGAGGAGGGCGAGGCUGAUGAGGAACCGGGAGAGCGCCCAGCUCUCCAGGCAGAGGAAGAAGCAGUACGUCGACGAGCUGGAAGAGAAGGUCAAGUCGAUGCACUCCACCAUCAAUGAAUUGAACACCAAGAUCUCGUACAUCAUGGCGGAGAACGCGACCUUACGACAUCAGCUGGGUGGGAGUGGUGCUCCUCCUGCGGUUUAUCCACCACCAGGGGCGAUGGCGCCGAUGCAUUUCCCGUGGGUUCCGGGGUAUGGAUUGAGGCCACAAGGGUCGCAGGUUCCUUUGGUUCCGAUACCCAGACUGAAGCCUCAACAGGCUGCGCCUACUCCAAAGGCAAAGAAGUCAGAGAGCAAGAAGGGCGAGCGCAAGACGAAGAAAGUGGCAAGUGCGAGCCUUUUGGGGUUGUUGUUCUUUAUGCUAAUACUUGGAGGAGCAAUUCCCAGAGUAAACCGUUGGUACGAAGGAAAUGAGGCGGAUGAAGGUAUGAGUAAAAUGAAAAGUUUGAGCCAGACUAAAGGUAGGAUUUUUAGUGUUAGAAGUCGUGGUAGUGGUCCAAAUAGCACAGUAUUGUGUAGCAGAAAGAAGGGUUUUGGAGAAGGUGGUAUAGAUAGGGUUACUGGUAGGAGAUGUGAGGAUGUAGAGGCGGGCUCUCGAGUGAAGCCAAUGGGAAGCACUUCAUGGUCAUCACCUGGUUCGGAAGCUGUUUUUACGCAAAACUCCACCGAGAAUCUGCCUGCAAUGCUUUAUGUGCCGAGAAACGGCAAGCAUGUGAAGAUUAAUGGAAAUUUGAUAAUCCAUUCUGUUCUUGCCAGUGAGAAGGCCAUGCAACAAGCCAAAGAAAGGCAGUCACUGGGUAAAGAAGGUAAAGAGACUGGGCUAGCUGUUGCAGGCAAUUCGAUGUCUGCAUUGGCCAUUUCCAAACCUGGAAAGGAGGUGGAUCAACACUCUAGAUCUUAUAGAAAAGCUUCUAACUCUGAUGAUACAUAUGUGAACAACUUGAAAGCAACUUUGGCUGAUGAUGGCCCAAUGCAACAGUGGUUCCGCGAAGGAAUGGCAGGCCCAAUACUGAGUUCGGGCAUGUGCACUGAGGUGUUCCAGUUUGACGUCUCACCAUCUUCCUCUUCGAGCAGCAUCGUUCCUACUAAUUCAAUCAUUAACGCUUCCUCCAUUGUCAAUGCUUCGGAGAACCUCCCUCCUACUUCGUCUCAUCCUCGAAAAAAGAGAAACAGGAGGAUAAUGUAUCCUGAACCAAUUCCACUUCGAGGAACGACGACGGCAAAUAACACGGAACAGUUUGAAAAGCCUUCUGAAAGCAGCAACUUCCACAAUCCUAAACCUGUUUCCUCAGUUGUGGUCUCUAUUUUGGCUGAUCCCAGGGAGGCUGGUGAUGGUGAAACUGAUGGGAGGAUUUCACCCAACUCCCUAUCUCGAAUUUUUGUUGUUGUACUUCUUGACAGCGUCAAGUAUGUGACCUACUCCUGUGUUCUUCCUUUUAAGACCUCUGCCCCCCAUCUUGUAAACUAAUUCCGGGGAGUAGAUUAUGACUGAAUGAUAAUAAAAAGCUUCAGUUGCUUUGCUCCCUCGGUAGCAUUGUUGUGUCUGAUACGGAACGGUGGUUUAUCUUUUUAACAUGUUUUAAGUAUUUGCCGGCUAUAAAAAGGUGGUUUCAUUGUGUUCA